CUCGUUCAACUUGACGUCACUUCGGAUGUUUGGAAAUUGUGGGAAGUAGAUUAGUAUUGUGGGGGCAGAUUGGGCCAUCCAUCGAUUCAUCCAUUCAGCCAACGUGUAUUCAUAAUCAAUAUUUUCCAGGCACUGUGCUAGGUAUUUGGUGGAUACAGAGAUAUAAAUAAAAGAUCCUUUGUUUUCAAGGAGCUUACCAUUUUUGAGAACCUUUCUACUCAAAGUGUGGUCCAGUAGCAUUGACAUCACCUGGGAACCUGUUAGAAAUGCUGAAUCUCUGACCAGCCCCAGACCUAGUGAAUCCGAAUUGUCAUUUUCACCUGAUCUCCCGUGGUGUGUCUGCAGGAGAAAGAAACAGGACUAGUAUUGCAAUGGAGCUUAUUACUGAUUCAUCCAUCUUGUUCCUGGAUGAGCCCACAACUGGCUUAGAUUCAAGCACAGCAAAUGCUGUCCUUUUGCUUCUGAAGAGAAUGUCUAAAUAAGGACAGACAGUCAUUUUCUCCAUUCAUCAGCCUCGUUAUUCCAUCUUCAAGUUCUUUGAUAGCCUUACCUUGUUGGCCUCAGAAAGAUUAAUGUUCCACGGGCCUGCUCAGGAGGCCUUGGGUUACUUUCCAUCCACUGGUUACCACUGUGAGCUCUAUAAUAACCCUGCAGACUUCUUCCUGGACGUCAUUAAUGGAGACUCCUGUGCUGUGGUGUUAAACAGAGAAGACACAGAUGGUGAAGCCAGGGAGACUGAAGAGCCUUCCAAGAAAGAUACUCCGCUCAUAGGAAAAUUAACUGAGUUUUAUGCCAACUCCUCCUUCUUCAAGGAGACAAAAGUUGAGUUAGAUCAACUCUCAGGGGGUCAGAAGAAGAAUAUUUCAGUCUACAAGGAGAUCACCUAUGCCACCUCCUUCUGUCAUCAGCUCAGAUGGAUUUCCAGGCGUUCAUUCAAAAACUUACUGGGUGAUCUCCAGGCUUCUAUAGUUCAGAUAAUUGUAACAGUCAUCCUGGGACUGGUUAUAGGUGCCAUUUUCUACCAUCUAAAAAAUGAUCCUACAGGAAUGCAGAACAGAGCCGGGGUGCGCUUCUUCCUGACCACCAACCAGUGUUUCAGCAGUGUGUCGGCCGUGGAGCUCCUGGUGGUCGAGAAGAAGCUCUUCAUACAUGAAUAUAUCAGUGGAUACUACAGAGUGUCAUCUUACUUCUUUGGAAAACUGUUAUCUGAUUUACUCCCCAUGAGGAUGUUACCAAGUAUUAUAUUUGCUAGUAUAACAUACUCCCUGUUAGGAUUGAAACCACAGGUGGAGGCCUUCUUCAUCAUGAUGUUUACCGUGAUGAUGGUGGCUUAUUCAGCCCGUUCAAUGGCGCUGGCCAUAGCAGCAAGUCAGAGCGUGGUAUCCAUAGCAACGCUUCUCAUGACCAUCUCUUUUGUGUUUAUGAUGAUAUUUUCAGGGCUGUUGGUAAAUCUCAGAACCGUUGUGCCUUGGCUCUCGUGGCUUCAGUACUUUAGCAUUCCUCGAUAUGGCUUUGCGGCUUUGCAGCAUAAUGAAUUUCUGGGACAAAACUUCUGCCCAGGACUCAGUGUAACAACAAACAGUACCUAUAGCUAUGCAAUAUGUACUGGCAAAGAAUUUCUGGAAAACGAGGGCGUCACUUUCUCACCUUGGGGCCUGUGGAGGAAUCACGUAGCCUUGGCACGCAUGAUUGUUACCUUCCUUACAGUUGCCUACCUGAAAUUAUUAUUCCUUAAACAUUUUUCCUAAAUUUCUCUUUAAUUUACAUGAUUUACCCCACCUUAAAAAGGGAGCAUCUUGAUUUCAGUAAAAAAAAAAAAAAAAAAAAAGCCAGAAGUGAUUCUAAAUGUGCAGCCAGCUUUGAGAAGCACUGGUCUAAGAUGUUGCUUUGCACUCUUGACGAAAUGGAGCCCCAAAUGAGGUUGCAGCUGGGUUUGCAAUUUACAAGGCAAGUGGCAAGUUUGUCUUUUCUAAAGAUUUAAAGUGCCUAGACGAGAGGCAGACACAACAGAGCUCACAGGUGACUCCCUGCCGCCAGGUUGGAUGACAGGGAGCGGCUCUCAGCUGACCCCCAGUGCGAGAGCUGUGUGCACUGGUGGAGUGCUUCCGCCACGUUCCCCAGGGCCUCUGUGGCAGGAUGGAGCAAACUAAGGCCUGACACUGAGGUCUGGGCCGGGCUUCCCUCCUCAGACACACCCUGGGGGCUUCACAUCCCUCCCCUGAGCCCUCCAAGUGUGUGAGCUGCUGCCAGGGGGUUUCACCGGAAGAUGGUGCUGAGUCGCAUGACAGCUGUAUGUGUGCUUAAUUAAGACACUUUCCUGGCCUCAUUAUCCCUCAAGGUCUCUGGGACCAGCCCCUAGAAUCACAGUAAUGACGACAAACCAGCAGCAGUUGUGUUACUCUUUACACCUCAAACAUCUCCUGUGUAUCAAGGAACUGAGACCCAGAGUUUUUAUCACUAGUGGACCACUUAAGUAUCAGAUGGCCCAAGUUCGCUCUCCUUCUCCUCUCUCUGAGAUAUCUUGGCUAACCCAAGAUAGUGCAGAACAUUGAGGCUGGAGUACAGCACACCUAAGGCUCUGUUUAUUCAUUCCUUAAAAGGAAAAACAUUAUUUGUAUUUUACAAGGAAAAAUAUAUUUUACGCUAAUAUCUGCCUGGCGAUGAGGCAUAGAGAAACCAUUUUCAGGGCUUAAUCAUAGAAGAGUGAGCAUUCUAUGUCAGAAGUAUAAUUCUUUCCAUACUCUUUGACUCUUGAUAAGGGCCGAGGUCUACUUUCCUCUGCUUACAUGUGAAUAGAUCUUAUUUCUAAUCAUCAUUGUUCUGGAAACUUCCAUCUACAUGCUGAUCUUUAACUCUUUCCCACUGCAAACUCCUGCCUCAUUUAAAGGCCAUCCCCUCACCUGCAAACGCUGCCCUUUCCUCAUCCUUAUUGGAAUCUCAAAAUCCACUAGGGUAGAUCUUGGCAUAACCAUCGUGGGUUGUGCCUGUGGUAUAAUUAUUAGUAGUGUCCCAGGUUUGGAAAUAAAUUAUAUGGUCACCCUAAAAUCUUCCAGUAUUUUGCCAACACUGCGUCUCUCCUUAGUGGUCACCUACUGCCUCAUUCUCCUGCCUUCACCCACCUCCUGCCAUCCUCCUUGGGGACAUUAACUCCAUCCUGAUGAUGUUCUGGCCUCACAAAUCAUUGACUGUCCAUUCUCCCCCCCGCCACCGUCACUCAUGGUUGCCAUCUUGCCUCACCCCUCACAUCACUCUUCAGUAGAGGUUGGUUGGAAUCUCCUGGGGGCCAAACAUUGCCUUCACUCUAAGUGCCAGUUCUUGAAUGUUGUCUUCUAUGACCCCAGCUUCCCACUCUCCCUCUCCCCUUCCUUCACACUUGGUGAUCCCACCCUUGACCUUUCUCAUCACCUUGAUUCUUGCCCUCGUUCUCUCCUUUCAGGCUGCCUGGUUUCUCUUGGUCCCACUUGCUGUUAAUCCAGCCUAGGACUCCUGCCGGUGUUUCGGUGCCAUGUUGAUUCAUUGUGUCUGCCUCUCCCGUUAGGCUCUGAGCUUGGGAGCCCCAUAAGGACAUGAUGAUUUUCUUUUUCCUGCUGAAUUCCUCUCCUAUCCUGCAUGUUUUAGGUCCUCAUUAAAUAAAUUGCAUUUGCUGUUCUUUCACACUUCUCGAAGCAGAGCCCUCAUACAAAUAAUUCUCUCUUCAUCUCUGCCGCCAAAAGCCUAGUUCUUUUGUCUGGUUUGUUGAAGAUGACUUAUUUUCAUUUCUCAUUUUGCUGUCAGAAUUCUUCCUGCUUCCCUUAAAUUAGCUUCUAUUGCUAGGGGAAAAGAAGUCUCAGUUCUCUAAAUCUCUGUCCCACUCCAGGCAUCUUGACCCUGUGGCCAUUUUCUGUCCUGCAGCAGACUCCCUUUCACUUUUCUUAGUAUUCUGUCACGCUGUCAGUUUUCUUUCUUCAACAUACUUAUCUCAUCCGUGAGCUUUGUAUUUGUUCUUAUACCAGUCAGAACAAUUAGACAUACUGUGUUCUAUCUUCAUGCUUUCCCUCUCUUACCUUGAAUCACACAAUGAUUAGC
Messenger RNA from Orcinus orca (killer whale), 4065 nucleotides. Its product is annotated as broad substrate specificity ATP-binding cassette transporter ABCG2-like. Gene Ontology annotation, molecular function: ABC-type transporter activity. The transcript has a single exon. NCBI's taxonomy places the organism in Eukaryota, Metazoa, Chordata, Mammalia, Artiodactyla, Delphinidae. Gene Ontology annotation, cellular component: plasma membrane. The record is from RefSeq and is a predicted model, not a curated record.